GUAAGCGAUGUUGUGGCGGCAAAAGUCCUCGUACGUGAAUGUCUGUGUUUGCUAGGGAGGUUAACCCUAUAAAAUAAUUGCAAACAAAUCGUCAAGUGAAUGAAUUCAUAAUUUUCUGCAUCAUCAGCUGUUUGACAGCAUCUGUUCAACAUGGAUAUUACAAAAUUGCUCCAGAAGAAGCGUCGGGCUAAGACAAAAGGGGACUUCAAAAUAAUCGCAGAAGUGUCAAGAGACCUGGGGGACAUGUACUUCCAAACGGGCAAGAAUGCGGAGGCCCUGGACCAGUACAAGGACCAAGUCGAGGCCUGUGGAAGAUUAAACGACACCCUGAAAGUGGCAGUGGGUAACAGAAUGAUUGGGGAAGUCCUGACAAGCAUGGACCGCUUCGAAGAGGCCCUAGUCUACCAGAAUCUCUACCUCGUGGGUGCUAUCCAAAUGGACAAUCUCAUAGAGCAGCAAAGAGCCUACGCAACCCUAGGCCGCACACAGUUCUGUCUGAGUCAGUUUCUGGAGGACAGAGUCCAGAAACGCGACGCCCUGAAUGCUGCCAAGACUGCCUACAUAACGAGCCUGAAGACCUGCGAUAAAUUCGAGGAGUCGGGGGCACAAAUAGACAGGAAAGAGGUCAUGACAAUGCGAGCAAGGCUACUGAUGAAUCUCGGUCUGGUUCUGGAAGCGAAAAAACAACCUGACAAGGGAAUCCAGCUGAUUGAGAAAGCUGCACGUCUCUGUGAGCAGAACAAUCUUAACGAAGACUUGCACAGGAGCAAUAUCUCCCUGGGGGCCCUCCACGAGCGUUUAAAAAAUUAUUCUGCAGCACAGGAGUUCUACCAGCGAGCGGAGAAAGUUGAGGAUUGUGUACUGAAGGGAGCAGCUCGCUUAAACGAGGCAGAACUCCUUGUGAAAUGGGGAAAGUGGACUGAAGCGAGGAAAAUUCUGGUUCAGUUGUACGUUCACCAGAAAAACUCGUCGACGAAUCUGGAGAUAGUCUCCAAACUCCUGAAGAUCGUGGCAGUUAUUCAGCUCAGCCAAGUUAGGCUGAAGACAGAAGAGAGCAAUCAAAAGAGAUUGGAGAUCUAUGAAAGCAUGGGGGACACAGCGUCUGCUGGAAAUGCUUUUGAAAGUGCCCUGGAGUAUUACCAAGACAUGUUGGCAUGCGCUCAGAUCGGUGAAAUCGAGGAGAAAACGGCCGCUGCCCUGACGAGCCUCGCCCAGACGUUGAAGGAUCUGGAGAAAUACGACGAGGCUGUAAUUUAUGCCAGAAAAGAGUUGGAACUCUGCAAGGAUCCCAAGGAGAUCUGCAGAUCCGCCCUCUACCUUGGGGAGUUACUCGUCCUAACGAGUGCCCCUGACGCCCAGAUUGACGAGGCCUUCACCACCGCCCUGACGAAUGCUGAGAAAUCAGGGAACCUGUCCCUGAAGUUAUCCGUCCUCAAGACCAUGCUGGAUCACUCUGAAUCUAAAGAAGACGAGGUGACCGCUUCAGAUUUGAGGAACAAAAUAUCAGACCUGAGGGAAGAAAUUUCUGACGAAGAGUCGAGCGACGAAGAGGACCUGGAGACGUCUCUGAAUGAUAUCAAAAUCAACAUCGAUGAACUGUCGGACGUUGAGGAGGAGAUGCAGAAGAGGGGGGAGCAAACAGUCAGGAAGAGUCGUCCCAAGCGUAUGGAGUUCAAGAGGAAUAUCAAGGGGGAGAUGCCCCUUCAGGUCGCCUGCAUCGAGGGGAACAGGAACAAAGUGCAGGAGCUCUUGGAUCAGGGGCAUUCAGUCAACUGCAGGGAUUAUUGCGGCUGGACACCUCUGCACGAGGCGGCCAAUUACGGCUACAUCGAGAUCGCUGAGUUACUGCUGAAGCAUGGUGCCGACAUCAAUGAUCCUGGGGGUCCCCAGUGCGGUGGGAUCACUCCACUGCACGAUGCAGCUGUGUGUGGUCAUACUGUUGUCAUUAAUUUCCUGAUUAAACGAGGAGCAGAUCCCAGACUGAAGACUGACAAGGGAGAGACGGUUCUGGAUUGCCUGGAGAGCUGGAGGGAGAAAGUGGGAGUGCUGAGCCCUAGGGAUGAGGCUGAGUACCAUGUGAUUAGGAAUAAAUUGAAGCUGAUCAUUCCCAAGAUGCCUAAGCAGUCGCCAAAGGCUGGUGCCAAUGUAAAAGCUUCUCUUCAUCCUCUGAUCGAUCCUGACGAAGAUACUGGGGAUCCCCCCAUGAUUCCUCCAGAUCUGCCUGAGGAGACGAGAAUAUCUGCUGGGGAGGACUACAGGAGAACCAUCGAGAGUCUAAAGUCUAACAGAUCGAGGAUCAUGACACCCAUGAGUCCGAAACGGCAUGUCGCACCUUUGAUCGACAGUGAGGAAGCUCUGAUUGAUGAGGAGGAUUGGCUCGAGGAGGACAUGGAGGUGUUGACCCCCAAGCGGAGGAGCACCUCCAGUAACGAGACCCCUGGAUCAAUCAAACGAAAGUCCAGUAAUUCAGCUUCUAAGAGUGAGAAAAAUCCCAAAAGACGAAAGACCAAUGAUGCAGAUGAGAUGAAGAUGUUGGAGGAGAGUCAAAACAGUCGAGAGAGUAUUGUCUCACAGAAUUCGGAUGUCUUCGCUGUUGGUACAUCAAACUCUUCACGAAUUCGCAAAACAAAAACUAAGCAGAAAUCGUUGCUGACAGCUGGAUUCACCAGGAAUAUGGACUCCAGAACUCCCUCGCCAGUGUUCCAGCAUCUUGAUCCUAUUGGUUCGCAGAUCAGGAGCCAGAGGUUUGAUGUCCAGGGGAGACCAACAGAUCCAGUGAAUGUUGAAGUGGAGCUGGACAGCAGUAUUAUCAAGACCAAAUUAAGAAUUCAAGACGAUAGCGAGAGUUUAAUUACCAAUUUGAUGAAUGAUGUUUUGGGAAAGUUUGAGGAGAGGACUGGGUGUCGGGGGACAGUCGAGCUAAUUACGUCCUCCGGCAGUGUUCUCCAGGCCAAUAACAUAAUUAAUAUUAUUUAUAAAAAUGAAGGGGUGUUACUGCUUGCUGGACGAGUACUGGACCUCCAGGUGCCUGCGAUUGUCGAGCGUUUCGAGAGGAUCUGCAGAGCCAUGAAAGUCGAGGUGGAUCCAGAGCUUCUGAGAUCGUUGAAGUCGUGCAAGAAUACUGGAAUUUUCAGACUGAAGAGUGACGAGGGGCUGGAUCUCGAGCUGCUUCCCAUUCUGAGGAGUCUGGAGUAUGAGAAGAGCCUUCAGGUGCUUCACUUGUCCUCAGGGAUUUUGCAUGAUCUCGGCGAGAGUGUCAACGAGACCCUGAGGAGGCUGACAGCUCUUCAGGAGCUGCAUCUCCAAGGCUGUGAUAUUGAUCAGAAUUUUGUGAGAGCCAUUGACAAUUUCCCCAAUCAACUGCGAGUGCUGGAUCUGAGCUACAAUCCGCUCGGGCCAGAGAGCCAAGAAAAACUUGGAGAAUUAAUUGCACCUCUGAAGUAUCUCCAGACUCUUAAUUUACGAUCUUGUUGGCUGGAGAGGUUCCCAGCAACGACAAUCAGCUCCAGCCUCGUAAAUCUCAAUGUUUCUGGGAAUUUUAUCCAGGGUGAUAGUAUAGAAUCCCUCCUCCAGAGGCAAAUUGUUAAUUUAAAUAUCUCCAAUACAGUAAAACCAGAGAAUUCAAUGUUAGAGGUUAUGAUGAGUGGGUUCAAGUCGAGUUUCAUGAGCUUAGAAACUCUGGAUCUUACUGGGUGUAAUUUGAGCAAUUCGGAUGUGCUGGAGGUGCUCGGGAAGUGCCAGAAUUUAUCAAAAUUUGCCCUGGGGGACAACCCUGAAGUGACUCAGGUAUCACUGGAAGCUUUAGUUGGCCGGAGACCAUCUCUAAUGCUCAUUAAUGUCACUGGGUGUGAAAAAAUUACAAGGAUUCCCAGCUUUGGCCUGACGAUUCAUAACCCCUCGGUCUGUACACUCAUGGCAAACUUCUCUGAAGAAGUUUGCAAUGCGUGGAGGGAAUUGUGGGGUGAGCAGACCAUUUUGUAUAGACAUCCGCACGACAUUACUAUCAUAAGACCAUUCACGUGAUUUCAUUCUUUUUUUUUCGUGAAUAACAAUUUUCUUCUUUGUUGUCUCAUGGGCCAUUUUGUAUAUUUAUUUCUCGCGUAAAAAUGAUUCGCCUAAAUUUUUUCUCGACUUUUCAAUUGUUUUUUGAAAGUUUUGUAAAUAGAUCUGUCUGUAGAAUGGGAAACUUAUUGUUGGAGGACGAAUUAUGAUUAUUAUUGAUUAGAAAACGUACGGGCAGGAAAAAAUUUAGAAAAUAAAUUGAAACAGAGUCUUCAGGAAAUGGGGACUGUAAAUAUUGUAAUAUAAAAAGUAGAAUAAAUUUAAUUUACCCCGUAGAUAGAGGGAAAGUGAUAUACUGAUAGCAAUUUUAUUUAAUAAAAUUCCUGUAAUGCUUUUAUUUUCCUUACAUAACCCUAGCUGUCGACUGAGCAAUGCAGAUGUCAAAUUUUUUUGUACAGACAAAUCAACUUCUUUUUUUACUUUACAAUUUCCUUAUUUAUUUCCUAUUCAAUUUGUUAAUUAUCUUCUCAGCGGCCAUCUGUACAACUUCUUACUCACUUUACAAUAAAUCUCGAUAACAUUUACGUAAUUCUGGUCAGGAUUUUCGGAAAAGGUUUUGAAUAGGCUUUCGUUGAGUGAGGGAAUUAAUUCUUGGAGCUCCUCUUCUUUGUCUCCGAGGAGCCAUAGAAAACUUAUGUGAAAAGAUGCCUCCUAAAAUAAAAGAAAAUCAAUUUACUGUCUUAUGAAUGUGUGAGAAAAUGAAAAAGAAAAUUGUUUUACCUCAUAGAAAGGUGGAAGCCCAUAGUCUGUCACAAGUUUAUUCAAUGAAGUCAUAUAAUGCUCGAGCGUUUGGUCGAGGCAUUGACACUCCAGACCGAGAAAUGUCCUGGUUCUCUCCUCGUUACAGUAGAUCUUUACAUUGGUUAUGCCAAAAGUAAAUUGUGGAGUUGAUCUAAUCAGAUCUCGAACACCCAUCAGGAAUGCAUCCACCCAGUGGAAUUUCAAGACCAAUGUGCGAGUAAGACUUAGGUGAAAGUCCUGGAGGACUAGGUUACCUGAUGGAAUUUUAUCCCUCACUGAUAUCAUCCAGGACUCCAUGGCUUCACUGGGUGUGUCUAGAGGGAUUAAAAUAAAAAUUAACGCUAGAAAAAGACCUUCACUACGAAAGCUGAAGCGACUAAUUGAUUAAUUUGUGGUUUAAAAAUUGAAGAAUAAAAAAAAACAUAACCAUUUCAAUGCUUCAAUAUUAGAAGAUUUACAUAUCUAAAGUAAUAAAAUAUGAAUCUCGAGACAGACGAAUUCGUUUGACUUUUCUGACCUCCAGUCAGCAAUAUACGUACAAGCAACAUAAACAAGUGUCGCCCAAAUCCCUCGUUCAUGUUCAAACGAUCUAACUCGUCCUUCGUGUUCUUCCGGAUUAUUAAAGACUACCGCACAAUGCUCCAGAGGUUCUCUAGAUGUAGAGAACCCUGGUAAACAACUAAAAAAAAUAUUGGCUGUUAAUGGGAUUAUAAACAUAACCUCUACAAUAAUGGAAAAUUAUUACAAUUUACUUGGUCCGGUUGACUUUGUUCUUUGGGGUCUUUGAAGGAUUUGCAUCAUCAUAUUCAUCGUCUGACCCUGAGGAAUAUCCUUUUAUUAACAUUAAACCUGCCAUUUCUGUGUUUUUCGUACUUAUUCGGUAUAACAACAAAUAGCGGAGAUGGGUGACGGUUGCCGAAGCUGCUGUCAAGCCCCACGUGAUGGCGUGAUGCCACCGAGAAUCUCGUCAAAUCAUUCCAACGACUAUAUGUUUUUGAGCUUAAAAUUAAUCUAAAAUGAUUAAAAAUCCAAGAUAAAUUUGGACAUAGUUUCCCUGGAUGGAGCUGCAAACGAUUCUCUAACGAUAUCGAUAGAGAUGUAUUACAAUGUAUUAUUGGAAAAAAAAAACAAACGAUAACAAUGAAUGAAUUUUGUGGUUCUCAAUAUUUAUUUAUAAGUUUACAUCAUCUUCGGCAGAAGUUCGUUUGCUCAAAGCAUUCCUGAAUUACCAGCUCAUAAGUUGAAAUGACUAAUAGAUAGUAAAUAAACAACAAACUGCCCAAAAGGGUGUAUGUGCUUUUAAAUGUUUCCUGGGAAUCUGUCCUCAGCAAUCUGCUCGUCCCAUUUCUCAAUCCAAGCGUUUGGACAGAGGAUCUGGUAGACUCUCUUGAAGUAGCGACAGGCUUCGUAGUCUUCACCACGAACCUUGGAGCAGCGAUGGAAAUCUACAUAAUUCUGAUAGCAGUUCCUGCAAAGCGAGAUUGAUUUUACGGUACAUGAGCGAAAAUUACCCAAAAAUAAUAAAAUGAAAAAUAAACUAAUGAGUUGAUGGGUAAAAGAACGGAUAACAUCUUGAACGCAUUAAAUUUUUAUUUAUUGAUUGACUGAAAAAACGUGACUAUCCAUUAUUAAUUUAUUAAUAAUCGUUUGGAAAAUAAUGUAGUGUCAAGUAUGACGAUUUCAAAUAUUUAUCUUUCUUUUCAGAAUUGUCUCAAUCGAAUUAAUUAACAAAUUUGAGAAUUAAAAAUGAUGGGCUUGAAAAUACACUUGGAUGUCAGCACAUUCUAAACAAUCUGUUACCCUCUAAAAAAGCAUUACUCAUCCCCAAUUACCUUGUUUGAUUAGUAUUUGGAAACCUUGGAUCAUAAGGCACCGUCCUGUACUUCUGUAAAGUCUCCAAAGUGAGAUCUUCUUUAUUCAUCUUGCCAGUAUCUUCGAGCUCUUCCUCUGCAUCGACAAACCGUAACGAUAAAAUAUGAGUACACCACAUAAGUCUCUCCAGGAAUACAAUCUAUUCUCUAUUAUCUCAGUUACACAAUUGAACAACGAAUAAUUACAGCUGUACGUAUCGCAUCUCGCUCUGAUCAAUUAUCUUGUACUAUUGAAUAAUCUUAUCCUAAUAAAACACCGUGCACUCGUGUCCCCUCAACUAUCUCCAGUCUCAGUCACCACUAAUGAGGCGGCGAAUUAAAAAAUAAUAAAACUAACUGAGAUAUCCGACAUUCCCCAACUUCUCCUGACUGUCCAUAGAGACUACGAUAACGUAAACGUUACCCGCCCCAAGCAUGACUAUUUGACAAGAGGUCUGGUAUUGUCCUCCUCCUGGCAACAGACUUCCCGAUACUUCUUCACCUCCGCCAUGUACAGCGACCAAGCAUCCUUGGGCUUUUCUCCCUUUUCCUCUGUCUUCGGUUUCGCCACCAUUCCAGUCUUCAGAAUUCUCCCACCACGUCUCUUCCCCACCAUGAGCGGUGGUGGUGCAACUGGUUUCUCCUCUAGGCUCGAUGUCGUUGGCUUCUGUACUUGUGGCAUCUGCUCCUGCAUCUUCUUGAACAUUUCCAUGAAGCUGCCAUCAUUGGCAAAGGCAUUGGAUUGAAGUGGAACAACAGCUGGGGCUGAUAAAACUGGCUGACCAGUUUCAGCCUGUUCACCAUGAUGCUCAGAAUCAGGUGAACGGUGAUGUCGCCUACCCUCUCGAUGACGAUCCCUAUCCCUUCUGCUUCGACUUCUGCUUCUACUUCUGCUUCUGCUGUUGGUUGAACUUCUGCUGACACUUCUCGAUCUGCUCCUUCGUCGAUCGCGUGAUCUGUUUUUACCCCGUGAUCUUGAUGGCGUUCUGUCGCGUUUAGUAUGCCUCCUGCUACGUUCGUUGGAACGCGAACGUUUUCGGGAUGUUGGUGGAGGUGAGCGUUGUUUGGAGGUACUUCUACGUCUUCGUCUCCUCUCGGUUGAGGUGUUACGCGAUGAUCUGCCCGCCCUGUACUCCGGCGAUUGGGAAUGACGUGUAUGGGACCUCUUGUGGGAGUCCUGGUGGCUUGAGCUAUAGUUCGGUGGUGACGGGGGCUCCGGAGUGUCUGAACGCGAUUGGUGGCCUCGAUCGUGACGCUUUGACUCCAUUAUUCGUUAGUAUAGAUGUGAGCCAACCCGCUCGGGUCCACAGGUUCUCGAUUAUCACCUUGGGACACCUACAAGGAUAGAAACUGCCUUCUAUGAGUACGGUGCUAUCUCUGCUGUCGGUUAUACCAGUUUACUCUCUUUUUUUUUUUUGGUGGUAUUUUAACAUGGCUCAUGGCUGAUUUUUUUUUAGUUGGAGAGAUACUAGUGAUUCAGAGCGAUAAUACGAUACGUCGAGCUUUGAUGGGGGGUCAUUGAUUGCUAGAGGCGAUUGGGGAGAUAUGUUGGGGGUGGCUGAAGUCUGUCUGGGAGAAACAACGUUUAGGAAAUUUAUUCCACCGGAAAAAUAUUCCCAUUAGAAAUAUGAAGGCCUCGCAAAUAACCUCCACAUAAAUUUCAAAAUUGGAAUCAGAACCAUAAAUUGAUACACACCGAAGUAAAGCGUUUUCAUGAGCAAAAAUGAAAGUAUUCAUUCAAGUUUGGCACAACUUUAAAUAUAAUGGAGAAUAAUUAUCCAGGAGAUGACAGUCUAGAAUUCAGUAAGUGGAUUAUAGUUUUCUAACCUUCGUUGAUACUGGGCACAAAUUGGAAUUGUUUAUUUCAUGGAAUCGUUAUAAUUCACAUUUCGAUUUACCUAUUUUUUUUCAAAUUUUUAAUCUAUGAAUUGCAAGUCUGUGUGUGUAGUUUGUAAUUUGCUAGUCAACAUCAUCAUUAUCAUUUGCACGAGGCCUACCAGACAAAAAUAUCAUAUCGAUUUUUAUUUAAUCACAUGCAUAAAUUAUGAGAACAAUCAGACUAGGCUAUAAUGUGUAUCAGCAUUGAUUCACCCGGGAGUACACCCUCAUUAAUCUAACGUAAUGUCUUACCAAAAAAUGUUCUCUAAAUCAAUUACUGAGGAAUCGUAUUAAUAAUGUACUUUAGUUCACUCUCUUCAUGAAUAACUCAUUAUCAAUGGUUCAUUCCAUAUUAAAUGCGGUAAAACAAUAGAUAUCUGUCUCUUAGGUAUAUGAUCAUUGACUUUUAAUACCUUAAUUUCGUCUUCCGUCGAAAACAAAAUGGCUACUGAAGGAAAACGUCUAUUUGCUCUUCUCCGAGGCUUUUCGUGAUCACUUUACGUUACGUCAUGAAUCUGUGGCGAAUUCUCUUGGAAUGGGAGGGGAAAGCUGCCAUUUUUUUUCAAUGCCAGCGCCACUGUCGGUGGCGGGAAGUUCAAAAACAAAUGAUUCUUCGAUUUUUUAAAAUUAUUCACUGCGUCUGAACUUAUGUCAAAUAAAAAACGAGAGUUUUUGUAGUAAUUUCUGUAUUCUUGGGGGUAAAGUGGGUGCGUUGUCAUCAGUUAUUGGAAGUUAUCGUUGAUGUGAUGCCAGCAACAUGUCUGGAGCAGGUCAUCCCCACCUCGAGACAGUAGCUGGGUUCGAUACACUGCCAUUUUCUUCGUUCUACUAAAAAUCCAAGAUUUCUUAGGAAUUUCGAUUUUUCAGUGAAUUUGGUUAAUUUAAUUAUUCUUCAUGGACCCCCGGGGUGGACUGGAGAAGUUUAUGUGGUCGGUGUACGAAACUCUUGAGGCACCAGUCGUCUGGUUCCGAG
Molecule: messenger RNA, 9504 nt
Organism: Diachasmimorpha longicaudata
Lineage: Eukaryota; Metazoa; Arthropoda; Insecta; Hymenoptera; Braconidae
Product: tonsoku-like protein
Exons: 2
Coding region: 151-4023 (1290 amino acids)
Biological process (GO): replication fork processing; double-strand break repair via homologous recombination
Cellular component (GO): nuclear replication fork
Molecular function (GO): protein binding
Source: RefSeq, a predicted model, not a curated record